AUGUCCCUCUUCAAGGAGUACACACCAGAGGAUCUUGCAUUGCACAAGACAAAAACUGAUCUAUGGAUCGCCGUGCACGGGAAAGUUUAUGAUGUUACAAACUACGUCCGCGAUCACCCUGGUGGAGCGGAUGCCCUCUAUGAUGUCGCCGGAACAGACGCCACCGCCGCCUACGAGGAUGUUGGGCACUCUGAAGAUGCCGACGAGAUCUUGAAGACUUAUCUAAUUGGCACCCUUCAAAGUGCCCGCGAAUUUACAAGACCCAAGCCCAUUCGGGUCAUCCAGCAGCCACAACGACAAGUCACAGAAAAGCCGUCAAGCACCACUGGUGGCAAGAUUGCCAUGACUUUUUGCUCGGUUGGUGGCUUCACCUUUUUGGCUUUCCUCCAUUAUCGCGGUUAUCUAUGCCAUGGAAAGCUCGAUGCCUGGCUUUUCAAGAACUUGUCCAACUGGAUACACACGAUUCCGAUGCCGAAACUAAGCCUCGGACAAGGGGGAUUCUCCAAUGGUUUCCUUACUGCCGCGAGUGUUUACACAUCUAUUGCUGCUGUCGUCGGCUCUAAAUUGUUGAAACUUACUCAAAUAAAGUCUGGCUUUACCCGUUAUCCGUCGCACUUCAAGAGCAAACAACUUGCAGAAGUUGACCCGCACCUCGUCAAAGGGUUUCUGGAGCCUAAGGACUUCAAAGAGCUUCCACUCAUUGCGAAAACGCAGCUUGCACCAAGUGUAUACAGAUUCAUCUUCGCACUUCCUCAUUCUGCGGAUGUCAUUGGUCUUCCAAUCGGUCAGCAUGUGGCCAUCAAAGCCAACAUCAAGGGCCAGUCCGUUUCUCGAUCCUAUACGCCAACAUCGAACAACCUGGAUCUUGGGGUACUGGAAUUAGUGAUCAGGUGCUACCCAGAUGGUUUGCUUACUGGUUCAUACCUUGCCGGCCUACAGGUUGGUGACAAGGUCCUCUUUCGAGGCCCCAAGGGUACCAUGAAAUACCAAAAGAACCUGUGCCGACGCAUUGGCAUGAUCGCUGGUGGAACCGGUAUCACUCCAAUGUACCAACUGAUUCGUGCCAUUUGCGAAGACGAAACUGAUACCACGGAAAUCAGUCUGAUCUACGCCAAUCGCACGGAAGAAGACAUUUUGCUGCGCGAGGAGCUGGAGAGAUUUGCUCGCAGAUACCCCAAAAAUCUGAAGAUCUGGUACAUGCUAGACCAGCCUCCGCAAAAGUGGAAAUAUGGGAAGGGCUACGUGACACCGCAAGUUAUGGCAGACAAAUUACCGGCACCUUCUGGUGAUACGAAGAUCAUGCUAUGUGGACCACCUGGGAUGAUCAAUGCUUCGAAAAAGGCACUGUGUUCUCUCGGAUUUCAAGCCCCGGGCUCUGUCUCCAAGAUGACCGAUCAGAUCUUUUGCUUUUAA
Penicillium cataractarum is the source of this 1413-nucleotide messenger RNA. Its product is annotated as putative cytochrome b5 reductase. The record is from RefSeq and is a predicted model, not a curated record. Lineage: Eukaryota; Fungi; Ascomycota; Eurotiomycetes; Eurotiales; Aspergillaceae. Gene Ontology annotation, cellular component: endoplasmic reticulum. The coding region runs from base 1 to 1413 and encodes 470 amino acids. The transcript is spliced from 2 exons. Gene Ontology annotation, molecular function: heme binding; oxidoreductase activity.